Messenger RNA from Centropristis striata (black sea bass), 5801 nucleotides. RefSeq names its product inhibitor of Bruton agammaglobulinemia tyrosine kinase (gene ibtk). Gene Ontology annotation, biological process: negative regulation of protein phosphorylation. Lineage: Eukaryota; Metazoa; Chordata; Actinopteri; Perciformes; Serranidae. Gene Ontology annotation, molecular function: protein tyrosine kinase inhibitor activity; protein kinase binding. Gene Ontology annotation, cellular component: nucleoplasm; cytoplasm. The transcript is spliced from 29 exons. The record is from RefSeq and is a predicted model, not a curated record. Bases 758 to 4780 code for a protein of 1340 amino acids.
CUAACCCGCAGGGUUUCAAGCGUCCAGUCCUGUCAAAAUUUGCACCAGUGAAAAAACCGCUACCGUCUGUUAUUACUAGUUAUGACACAGUGGAUGUACGUCGUUGAUGCAACAUUCUCCAUGUCCUCUUAUUUUUUUAACUAACGGGAGGUUCACUCUACAAUUAUGGAGUUUUGAAAAGGAAAGGGAGAAUUUUGGGGGGAAAGGGGGCCUUUCCCCUCAAGUUUGAUGGUUGGACUGCUGGACGAGAAGGUCAGAGGGUUGUUGAAAUUUUUGCCUUUUGUAAAUUAUUAACAAUAUUUCAAAGAAAAACUAUUUUUGCAAACAUUGAAAUGUAAAUUUUUUUGUAUAAAAUGCACAAGCGAUUUUGUAUUUAUUAAAUUCUUUAUGACAUCGUCUGCUGCAAGCACCUUAGUUUGUGUUCAAUACUUGGUUGAAAUGGUGGACUGAAACAAGUCAAAGAGAGGCUCUGGGGUCGCUAGGGUGCGGUGGAAUCACAACACAAGCACAAUUCUAGCACUCCAAACCAUCUCAACCUUUUGUUGACACAUUUUUUUCUUUAUUUCCUUUUUCUUCUUGGAGAGCAGCUGUUAAAAUACACACUUUUGUGUACUAUUUCUUAUGUAUUUUUGACUUGUUACAUCGCAUUACAUUGUUUUUGAGCCUUUUUUUUAUAAUUUCGGGUGGUUGGCUGUCAGAGGGACUUUGUAAUACGAAAGGAAGGAGGGUUCACUGUGAGGAUUUGGUGGAGGUCAGGAUGAGUCUGGCAGUGCCAGACUGCACCCCCAAAUGCCGCUCACAGCAGCAUGCAGACGAGGUGGUCGCGGCGCUAACUGGUGGCACUGAGGGGCAGCUGCGGGUGUUCUUGACCUCACACUGCCACAAUGCAGCCACCUUGCGGGAUGCCUUUGGCCGCACAGCCCUGCACCUGGCUUCGUCACUGGGAAAGAAGGCCGUAUUGCAGUGGCUGCUGGAGAGUAAGAGUGCUGACCUAAUGUUGAAGGAUAAGGAGUCCGGCUGGACCGCUCUGCAUCGCAGCGCUUUCUAUGGACAUAUCCACUGUCUCUUAUCACUGGUCAAGCAUGGAGGACUUCUCUCCACCCACGACAAAGAGGGUCUCUCUGUCCUAGACCUCACCAUGAAGGACCGACCAGCACAUGUUGUGUUCAAGAACACUGACCCAACUGAAGUAUACACAUGGGGAAACAAUACUAAUUUCAGUUUAGGGCAUGGUAAUCAGGAGAGCCGACAUCACCCUGAGCUUGUGGAUGUGUUUGCCAGGACGGGGGUUUACAUCAAGCAGGUGGUCCUGUGUAAGUUCCACUCUGUGUUCCUGUCUCAGAAAGGCCAGGUCUUCACCUGUGGACACGGGCAAGGAGGACGACUUGGACAUGGAGAUGAACAGACUUACCUGGUUCCUCGGAUGGUGGAGGGACUGAUGUCCCAUCACUGCUCCCAGGUGGCAGCAGCUAAGGACCACACAGUGGUGCUGACAGAAGAAGGCUAUGUUUACACCUUUGGCCUCAACAGCUUCCACCAGCUCGGUCUGGCUCCUCCCCCUGCCUCCGCUUAUGUCCCUAAACAGGUGUUCUCCAAGACGCUAAAAGGCAGGACAGUGAUUGGAGUUGCAGCAGGAAGAUUCCACACAGUGCUGUGGACCAGGGAGGCUGUCUACACAAUGGGCCUCAAUGGAGGCCAGCUGGGUUACUUGCUGGAUCCUAAUGGUGAGAAGUGUGUGACAGCCCCCCGGCAGGUAUCAGCCCUGCACCACAAAGAUGUCACCAUAGCUAUGGCAGCAGCUAGUGAUGGAGCAACAGUGGUAGUGACUGAUAAGGGCGAUGUCUACCUGUUGGCUGAUUACCAGUGCAAGAAAAUGGCUUCAAGGCAGCUGAACAUAAAGAAGGUUCUGGUCAGCGGUGGUAGUCUGGACCACCGUGUGGUUCCACAGAUCCUGAACGAGGGAGGAGGGGAAAAGGUGGCCAUCUUGGCUUUAGAUGAAGCUGGGAGGGUGUUUUGCUGGAGGUCCUCUGGCAGCUCGGUGAGACAGUGCCGGUGGGCGUAUGGGCGUCAGGUUUUCAUGUCGGACAUAGCUCUCAGCAAGAACGGCAUGAUGUUUGUGACUCAGGAGGGGGAGGGCUUCAGUGGCUCGUGGGCUGGAGAAUAUAAAAAGUACGGGGAGAAGAAAGAGGGCAGUGUGGAGGUUUGUGGCCAUUCAGAUGCUGGGACAGUGUAUGAGAGAAUCCGUCUGGAGAAGCUCCCUUAUGUCCACAGAGCCGUCAGCAUCACCAUGGACUCUAAAGGCCGAAAUUUUGGAGUGCUUCAGUCUGACCCCAAAACAAGUUUGUACGAGAUUCCCAGCAUAUCUCCAUCCUCCUUCUCCCAACACUUCCGGAGCCUUCUGGAUGAGGCAGACGAAAUGGACAGCAUCCACGAUGUGACCCUUCAGGCCGGUGAUCGCACCUUCCCUGCGCACAAGUACAUCCUGUCCAUGAGGUCCGAGUUCUUCCGGAAACAAUUCAUGUCUGAGCAUUGUGGUGUUGAUGAGGAACUUGAUGGAGAAGUUAGGAAGAGCGAAGAUGCUGUGGGCUGCGAUUUAAUCAUUUUGGAGAAGAUUCCAUCGGAUAUGCUGGAGUACGUCCUGCACUUCAUCUACACAGACUCCUGUGAGCUGCUGGUGCAUGGGGCCCGGCCGAGAGUCUCAGGAGCCUCUACAGGACAAAACCAGGACUCAGAGCAGGAGAGGCUUAUCAGCAGCCUGCAGGACUUGGGCCUGAGAGGUCGUUCAGCCCUCGAGGUGUACCGCUCCCUUCCACCUGUAACCAAAGGAGAUGGUGACAAGGCCAAGAGCAAGUGCGCCAAGCCUGGCAAGAAGGGGAAAGGAGCCAAAGGUGACAAGGCUGGGGCCAACGAGGGAGGGGCCAACCCUGUGAAAACCUUACAGAGUGUCGCAAAAAAGCUGGGCUUGGGAAGCCUGUCUGCACGACUGGAUGGAGUCAAAUAUGAAAAUGGAAAGAUCAAUGUGAUAAACAAGAAAACUGGCAACAAACCCAAAUUCUACCAGAAAAAAUGCUCCUAUCUUUGUGACGUAACGCUGAAAUCUGAAGAUGGGAAAGAGUUUCCAUGUCACAAAAGUGUCCUCUGUGCAAGAUUAGAGUACUUCAAUAGCAUGCUUGGAAACCCCUGGAUUGAGGCCACAUCCUGCACUGCACUGGAGAUGCCUACCAGCUCAGAGAUUCUACAGGCCAUUCUCGAGUAUAUUUACACUGAUGAGUCUCCCACCAUUAAAGAGUCUUUGAAUGUGGAGUUUGUCUGUAAUGUGUUGGUCGUGGCCGACCAGCUGCUCAUCAUACGACUGAAGGAGAUAUGCGAGGUCGUCAUCACAGAGAACUUGACUCUGAAGAAUUCUGCAGAGCUGCUGGAGUUUGCCACCAUGUACAACGCAGAGCAGCUUAAACUCUCCUGUCUCCAGUUCAUUGUCCUCAAUAUGGCCGCCCUGCUCGAGUCAAAAGCGCUGGAUAUUCUUAGUGAUGAAGUGCUUGUGGAGCUUUCUGCAGCCUACAGGAGGAUGAUCCCGGCCAUGCAGAAGAGAAUUAUCACUCCCUAUCCAGGUGCCCCAGACCUCAGUGUGUAUGAGGAUGAGGAUUUGGACUCGGCAUUUAGCCCAAAACCAGAAGCAGAACUGGAUCAAUCUUGCAGAGAAAUCCUGUUGAAGAAGGCCAAAAUGAAAGCUAAAAAGAAACCAAGGCGACGCUCUGACAGCUCAGGAGGCUACACUCUCUCUGAUAUCAUUCAAAGCCCGCCUGCUGCAGUGGUCUCCCCAUGCCUGGUGAAAUCAGGCAGGGCUAACUCAACGGAGUCCCUGCAGGAGCUGCUCACAUCCGACUCAGAGGGCAGCUACAUGGGGGUGGGCAGUCCCCGAGACAUGCAGUCACCUGUCUUCCAUGACAGAGCCGAGGAUGAGAGGGCUGUCAGUCAGAGGCUAAAGACCCCACCCAGCACCCCAACUUCCCUGAAGGACUGCCUUCCAACUCCCCCCAACUCUGCCCCACAAACCAUCCCCAAGGUCCUUCCAUGUCCUGCUCGUCCACCUCCAGUCUUGGAUCUGAGAACCAUCAUGGACAUGGAGGCCAACUCUCUGCAGACCCUCGGAGCAACUCCUAAAAGCCCUGGAAGUGUCAACACCAGCAUUAAGCACUCCCCUGUUCCUGCUAAACUGUCCCAAAAGCAGAGGAAGAUGUUGGCCAUGGCUAACAAGGAGGCCAGUGUGGAGUCCACUGCAUCCAAACCAACCCCCACAGUCACCCCGUCCAAAAGCAGUGGGAAGGCCUGGGCAACAGCAGUCCAGUCCCCACCCUCCUCAUGCUCAUUUCGAGCGCUGCUGGAGGAGGAGGAGAGCCGCCUGAUCAGAGUGGGACAAACAGGAGCCCAGAGGGUGCAAGGUGCCCAGGUGUCUCCUGUCACUGCAACCAGGAGGGUCACGUUCAAAUGUGCCGAAAGCAGCGAGCCAGAGCGACCCACUGGGCCCUGGGUGCUCGGAGCAGUGGGCAGCCCUCCCCUCCCCACCCUGGUGACCUUUGCCUCCAUCGUGGAGGAGGAGAAAGAGCAGGAAGCUGCUCUGAUUCGCAGUCGGGAGAAGCCGCUGGCGCUCAUCCAGAUUGAAGAGCGGGCGAUCCAGGACUUACUGUUCCAUUAUAAUGCAUGUAACAACCCCGAUGAGCUGAUAGUGGUGGAGAGGUCUUCCAGAGGUCCCAUGGCAGUCCCAACUUGGAACAAACACUAAUGUUUAACAGUACAGCCGCUACAUUACAUCAAAGUGAGAACAUCCCACGUAGUUGUCACUCCGUAUUGUUGGCAGCUUCCCUGAAGUCAUCAUCAAAUCCAUCAAUCCGUGUUGAGUUGUAUGUCCGACUCCAGCACAGUGUGGGGUGUGGUGGGUUUCAUGCAAAUUUAUGCUUGUCUCAGCAGUGUUACUUCAAGUUUUUUUUGUUUUCUUUUUGCUGCUCAACAUUUUUGUUUGUAUGAGUGAGAGAGACUGAGUGUUUUUCAUAACUGAAUGUGGUCCCGGAGCUAACUUUUGGGCUUGGGAUUUAAUGCAUGGGUUUAUUUCCUGUCUUUUGGUAGGAAUGAGUCUUCACUUAGCAAAACAAUGAUGCAGAAUCCUCGCAAAUAAAAAUGAAGUUGCCAAAGAAAUGUAAAGAAAUUGAGAUGUUCAAGCCACAAAAUGGGUCCAAACUGCAUCACCUGAAAUACUUUUUUAAUUAGUGAAAGUUCUAAAUGUGAUUAAGAAGGUAAGAGUGCCAAUUAUCAGCUUUGAAAAAGCAUCAUUUGUACUUUAGAGGUAAAGUGAGCUGGUUACCAAGGCAGUAUGUUUAGUUUAAUUUAAUGGUCCUUGUCUCUUCUUGAUGCAUCGUUUUGAAUGAUUGCUUCAGCUUACAUGGUUAUAUUUCUGGACUCAGUAAGUAUGUGUAUUUUAGAUAUGAAAUAUCUUUUUCGUAUUUAAAAUAUAUUUUUUGAUGCAGUUAAAGUGAAUGGUGAUUGUGUGGAACUGGCUUUCUAGCCUUUGAAGUUAUCACUAGUGUGUUUAGAGAAGGUGGUGUGCCUUUAUCAACAAUGUAUACAGAUACAGCAGCUAAAAUACCAUUUUUCUCUUUAUUAUUAAGCUGUUUUACUCUCUAGCGUUUCUCCUAGAAGCUUGGUAGGUACCUCAGAUCUGGACCAUGUAAUCUCAUCUUUUGUGUGUUUAAAACAUAAGGCUGUGAAGAGAAAAUGGCAUGUAAUAAAAUAUCUCACCUGUGCAAUGA